Molecule: messenger RNA, 4882 nt
Organism: Polyodon spathula (Mississippi paddlefish)
Lineage: Eukaryota; Metazoa; Chordata; Actinopteri; Acipenseriformes; Polyodontidae
Product: FH2 domain-containing protein 1-like
Exons: 12
Coding region: 349-3870 (1173 amino acids)
Source: RefSeq, a predicted model, not a curated record
CGCAGGCGCUGUUGCAACAGCUUGCUGCUGCUGCUUUUCCAUCCCUGCAGGUCUAAGGAGCGCCGCAGCACUGGAGAACCUAUCAGCCGGGAGACGGGGGAAUAACAUUAAAACCGAUGUUAAUUUCUUCGAUCUGCAUUGAUACCAAGGAUACUUUCAUGUUUCCACGCAUGAGCCUCUCGACUGGACCAGGCACAUGGAAAAUUGAAUUGGAGCCCCUCACAAGCACAGCUGCCAGAGUGAUUGCCAUGACUGCAUCUUGAAGGGAGUUCUCUGCACCUUUAAACCCCCUCUCUCUCCCAGCCCCCUCCCCCCUUCAGCCAUUUCUUUUUUUUGGUGGCCAAUAAAAUGCAUGUUAUGAAUUGCCUGUCUUUGGUCAAUGAUAAAGAACACCAGGAUGGAGAAUCUGAUGCAACUGAGCUGAUGCCCGGCCACCCGCCUUCGUCCACCCCUGUCUCUGAGAGUUCCCCAGUAGCCCCACCUCCUCCCCCUCCUCCUCCUCCUCCACCUCCACCACCACCUCCACCCCCCCAGGGGCCUCCGCCUCCGCCCCCUCCCCCGGGUCAAGGGAACCACACUCAGGGCAAUCGCAAAAAGAAGCGUGUCCGGAGCUUCUUCUGGAAGAUCAUCCCCGAGGAGCAGGUCCGCGGCAAACCCAACAUCUGGACACUGGCAGCCCGGCGGCACACCUACCAGAUCGACUCCAAGACCGUCGAGGAGCUCUUCGGCCAGCAGGAUGAGCCCAGAUCCACAGAUGCCGCCGGCGGACAGAAUGCCAGAGGCUCUCGGGCUUCAUUUAAGGAAACAAAGGAAGAGGUCAGUAUUCUGGACACCAAGAGAAGUAUGAAUGUGGGCAUAUUUCUCAAACAAUUCAAAAAGACAAAUGAGUCCAUUAUUGAAGACAUUCUCCUGGGAAAAAGUGAGAAGUAUGGAUCCGAGGCCCUGAAAGAGAUGGCAAAAUUGUUACCUGAGUCAGACGAGCUGAAGAAACUAAAAGCAUUUAAGGGAGAUGCAAACAAACUGCCACAGGUGGAUUCCUUCAUGUACCUUUUAGUCCAAGUGCCAAGCUUCGCUCUCCGAAUUGAAUCCAUGGUACUGAAGGAGGAAUUCUAUCCUUGCUGCUCUUCUUUGAACAAUGAGAUUGACAUAAUUCGCGUUGCAACAAAGGAACUGAUGUCAUGUGAGGAGCUACACGCCGUUUUACAUUUGGUCCUCCAGGCAGGAAACAUCAUGAAUGCAGGCAGCUAUGCCGGCAAAGCUGUGGGCUUCAAGCUUUCGUCCUUACUGAAGCUCGCGGAUACGAAAGCGAACAAGCCUGGGAUGAAUCUGCUGCACUUCGUUGCUCUGGAGGCCCAGAAGAAGGAUGAGACUCUUUUGAAGUUUUCUGAAAAGUUGCAGCAUGUGCAGAGUGCAGCCAGAUUAUCGGUGGACAAUAUUGAAGCUGAGCUCCAUUCCCUGUCUGUUAGAACAAGAUCCAUAGAGACACAGAUACAGCAAGACACAGAGCUCUUGCAACAACUGGAACAAUUCAUACAGAGCGCUGUGAGAGCCCUGGAUGAAAAGGAGAAGCAGAGAGUGGAGAUGCGUAUGGAGGGAAAUGUUCUGAUUGAUUUCUUCUGUGAAGAUAAAGAGACCAUGAAAUUGGAUGAGUGCUUCAGAAUAUUCCAGGAUUUCUGCCACAAAUUCAAUAAAGCUGUUAAGGAUAACUGGGAUCGUGAGUUUAAGGAGCUGGCUCGGCAGAAGCGCCUGCAGGAGCUGGAGGAGAAGCGGCACUCGUGGGCAGCGGGGGAUCAUGGCAGUAACUUCGGUCGGAGAAGCAGCGAGAGCGACGUGGAGAUGCGGACCAAGGACGGCCUCCUCAACUUCCUGCAUCAGCCCCAGAGCCCACUCUCCCGCUCGUCCAGCGGCAAGCGCUCCCGGCACUCCCUGGUCGUGAUGGCAGACAGGGAGCUCGGGAACGUCCUGGAAGACCCUGGAGGGGAGGACCCAGGCAAAUUCAACAGCCUCCCCCGGGUGAACGGGCGUCAGCCGAGGAAGAGCACUGCAUGGAUGGACUUUCAAAAUGAGAACAGGGAAUUUGACUUUAAAAAAACCACACACUUAAAUGGGGACCAUGCAGCCAUGCUGUACAAAAACAAGGAUGCUGGCCUUCAAAUGUCUGUGCUCGCAUCUAACGUGGAUUCAAACUUUAACAUGGAGGCCCAUGUAAACAAUAAUUGCUCUGAAACCAUCACAUUGAACAGCAGCAACCAGGAUAAAAAUGCCUGCCAAAAGUCACAGCUCACCAGUUGUGGCCAAAUUAAUGUUACCUUAGAAAGACACGCAUUGAUCGCGGGACUCGAGGCAUUUGAUUUUGCCUCUCCAUCAAAUAAUAAUAAUAAUAAUGUGUGCUUGGUGAACAAGGGAGAUCUUUUUGUUACAGAUUUAGAAAUGGCAAAUAAUACACCGAAGACUCCCACUGUUUCAGAUACAAACAUUCCUCUGUCAAGUCUGAGCUGCUCGCCAAGCGUAACCAAAUCUGAUUCCAAAGUGGGGUCUUCCCAGUUUACAGCCUCUGCUUCCCCACCUCAAAAAGAGGAAGAGGAGGAGGACAACAACACUGACGUUUCCUCAACAACGUGCGAUACCCCUUUGCCUUUAGAUAGUUCUGCAUCUAACAACAAGAAGCCAAUAUUCUACAUUGGGGAUUGCACAGAGGCGGACUCUUCUGUAGCAUUUGACUACUCAGAAAGUUGUGAUGCUGACACAGCUUCAAAUGAAUCUGGCAAUGUAGAAACCCAAACUCUGGAUUCCCUCCAAGACAACAGUAAAGAGCAGAGUGCAGCUUCUUCUAACUUAGAAUCAGGAUCUAUCAAUGAUGCACCAGUUUCUAUCCCUCACUCAGCCACCACAGAGGAGGGGGCAUCGGAUGUUGGUAAAACAGGAGCGAUAACAAAACAAAAGAAACAAGAGAAAGGUAAGUUGGAAAUCAACAAGAAAACCACUUCUGUCAAAGAGACUCCAGCUCCAAAAGGACCUAGUGCUCGCGUCAGUAGCUCUAGCAGAUCUGUAAGGACACUAAUGUCUUCAGAAAACCAGAAUAUGCAUAAAGUGGUGCCAAUUUCCAGACUGAGCAGGUCAGCCAGCAUGGCAAAGAAGACAGAGAGAGGCCCAGUGAGGGACAGCAGCAGUGCUGAAAUGAAGCGCCCCCAGCGGGAACACAGCACUGUGGGGAACAAAAACGACCAGACCCCCAGGACCCCUCGGCACUCUAGCCUUCCUGCACAGGAACCCAAGUUACACAGAGGUACUCCGGCCCAGACCAGUUCCCGCUGGGUCAGAGAUCCAAUGACACGCAAAAACUCUGUCAGAAAACCCAGUGCCAAACCAGUACGAAACAUACCCAAACCAGAAGAAAAGAUGUGCCGGGCCACCAUGAGGGCUCUGGCCCAGGCCCAGGCUCAGGCUGCAUCAGAGGCAGGAAAACCCCACACUCUGACUUCCACCAGCAAGGCCUCUGGGGCCACUCCCAGCUUCGCAAGAAACACUGUGGCCUCUUCCUCCAGAAAGAUGAAAAAGGACAUGGCGCCAAGCUCGAACCCUUCCACACCUACCAAAAGCACCACCCUCACCAGAAAUGGGCCUCAGAGACAGUCUCUACACAAAACUAUGCCAGUACAUAGCCCACAACUUCCAAAGGAUAAUGAAAAUUCACCAAGAAGGGUGGCGAGCAUGAGAGUGACCAACAGGACACGGCAGCGUAGUGAGACGCCGCCUCCCAAAGGAGAGCCCUCGCGCAAAGGUAGCAGCCUUUCUGAUAAGCCACUGCUUCAAACAAAAGACUCAAGCAGAGUGCCCACAGUAAAGAUACUGAUCCCCACCUGGAAGUAAAAUGUGUAAAAUUAAACUUGGUGUUUAAAAUAUAUACAUAUACAUGUAGAGAUGUGUUUUUUUGUGUUAUUAUUAUUUCAUUUACAGCUUCAUGUCAUAAUAUUGUAUAGUUAUUUUUUUUUUUUAACCAUGGCCUUAAAAAGAGGUGGCAUUAACAUGCUUCUUGUGAUGUCUUUUCAUUGUGUUGAAUGUUGUGAGUCCAGCUAUGGUCCAGCUGCAAGAACUACUAAAACUCAAGAAUAUGGAUUAUAACCACUCUGCUAUGAUGUAACUUUAUCAGAUGUGAAUGUGGAGUUGUGCACUACAUAUUUUAACUAUUUUUGCUGAUUGCCCAUUUUAUCCAAAUUCUUGCAUGUCGGUGGACACAAAAAACGCCUUUUCAAUCUGUUUGAUUUUUUUUCUGUUGUAGUGAAGUGUAAAUGUUGCUGUUUAGACAGUUUAUCCCUGUGGAGUUCACAUAAACUGUUUAAAAAAAAAAAAAAAUCCCAAAUCAUGACCAAAGGAGAUGUAUACUAUAUAUGUGGUGUUUUUUGGAGUCAGUUGUGCUUUCUACUAGAGGCAUGUGCAUUAAUUCAGAGCAGAUGGCUGGGAGUUUAGCAGAGUUGUUGUUACUCUCCUACUAACUGACCCAUUCUCCAGUUAAGUCCCGUCUACUUAAAGUUCAUUAACUUUCACUUUGACACCCACUAAUGAUGAAUGCUCUUCAUGAAACUUGUAAAAGUGGGUGAAAGGCAAGGUCGAUUUGUACUGGCUCUGGAGUGUAAGGUUAAGAGUCACAAAGCUAACAUGAUAAUAAAACGUAUUUUCCCGGCAAGUACCUUUUUGUGUGAAGUGUUAAUGAAAUCUAAGUUAGCAUUGCUGAACAUUUGCUGUGUUUCCCAUGGGAACAAUUGAAUGGAGUCCCUAAUUCUUACACAUAGAUAAAGAGUUACUACAUCCAGUCUAACCUAUUUUAAAGAGUAAGUAGCGAGGUUCCGCAAAAUAUAGCGUUAUACGUCCCCACAUUUUGCUA